GUUAUUUUUCCACCGAACCUAUCCAUGUACUUAGCUUAUUCCGUCCUAAACUAAUAACUGUUGACCGCGAGCCGAUGCUACGCUACUACGACACGGCUACAAUCCAUUGGCCUUGUUAGCUUGUAUAGGGCGUCUCAAUUCCUCCCUUUCUCAACAUAGAGAAGACCCAAUAUACACGGGAUCAACGAGAACAUAUUAGCAUGGCCACCAACAAAACUCCUGAUCAAGCUAAACUUGGCUCCGCACGUCGAAAGCGAGCUCGACUCCAAGACGAGCCAGACUCAUCCCCAAUAGCCUCGCCGAGUAUAGCUGCUACCGCUAAGCGGCGUCGUCUCAACGGUCUCGCGAGCAUUAACUCCUCCCCGUCUACUCCAAAGGGCCUCUCGGCCAUUUCUACCGCCCACCGCAACGCUCUGCGAUCAACCAAACCAACUACAGCUAAGAGCGCUAGCCAUCCUCAAUCUGCCCAGACGAAGCCGAUAGGCAAGGACGACGCCUACGAUGUACCCGGAUCUUCGAGUGCUGACGAGUUGGAAAUCAAGAAGUUGCAAAGCCUCCCUAUAAAACACAAGAAGCUAGGCAUAAGGCCACCGAGCAAGAAGGCACGCCCGUCUACAGGCUCUUUUGAUAAGAGUGCCUCCAAGGCCCGGGGUUCCAAAGGGGAGGCCGAUAAUAGCCAGGGUCAAACCGCCGGGGGUCAAGCCAAUAUCCAACCAACACCAUCUGGGAGAAAUGGACCGGCCGCGAUGCCAGUCGCAUCUUCGAGGAAAAGCGUCAGCGAACGAUUACUAGAGUCACGAAAAACGCCAAAACAAGUCGAGCUGGUCGAAGACGAAACGAGUCAGAAAGCAACGCCAAAACGAAAGGGAAGGCCCCCAAACGCGCUCGCCACCAGAGCCGACGCAAACAGGUCGCCGGUAGCGAAGACCACGAGCUUGAAGGGCAUAUUGACGCCGAAGAAGCGGAAUGCCGGCCGACCGCGGAAGACCGUCGCUUUUAAUGAAGGAGGACUCGAGAAGGAGAAUGAGGUUUUCUUCGAGGACAUACCGCCAGAAGAUGCGGACUCCGAGCUGCAGAAAGCCGUGGGUGCUGGGAUUGACGACGGGUCUCCCGAAGAAGAGGGGGCGGGGACGGGCGAGUAUGAAGACGACGAAGUUUGUGCCAUCUGUUCCAAGCCUGACUCCGAACCUCCGAACGAGAUCGUUUUCUGCGAGAAUUGCAACAUGGCCGUGCACCAAAAGUGCUAUAACAUACCCGUCAUCCCGGACGACGAUUGGUUUUGCAGGAGUUGCUCUCAGGAUGAUGUAUUGCUGGGCGCAAAAACGACCCCGAAGAAACAGACUGGCGUGGCCAAGUCCCCCGAAAUCCCUAGUAUACCGAAUUUGGAAGAGCAUCUCCGGCGUACGCAGCGUGUGCUGCUGGACCGCUGCUCAGGAAAUCGUCGCAUUAAGCUCCGGGGCCAGACUGAGGCUUACGACAAGACCUUUCAGCUUGUGGAGCAAACCGUCUUGGCUGGAGAGGGCAAUUCGAUGAUGAUCAUAGGCGCGAGAGGUUGUGGCAAGACCACGUUGAUCGAGGAAGUCAUUUCCAAUCUCAAAGCUGAUCACCAAGAUGAGUUCCACGUGGUACGCCUCAAUGGGUUCAUCCAUACCGAUGACAAGCUAGCUCUUAAGGAGAUAUGGCGUCAACUCGGCAAGGAGAUGGACCUUGAAGACGAGCUAGUAAACAAGACCAGCAAUUACGCUGAUACGAUGGCCUCGCUACUAGCGCUCUUGUCGCAUCCCGCGGAGAUCAUGGGAGCUGAGGACGGCGUGACGUCCAAGUCGGUCGUCUUCAUCAUCGAUGAGUUCGACCUGUUCGCGACACACGCCCGGCAAACUCUCUUAUACAACUUGUUCGACGUAGCCCAGGCGAGGAAGGCGCCGAUUGCGGUGCUGGGGUUGACUACCAGAAUCGACGUCGUCGAGAGCCUAGAAAAGAGGGUGAAGAGUCGGUUCAGCCACCGAUACGUCUAUAUGUCUCUCCCCAAGACGCUGGCGGCCUACUGGGACGUCUGCAAGCAGGGGCUCUCGGUCGACGAGGAGGACCUCGAGUCUGAGGGUUUCGACACCGACCUCGAGGGCUUUUACGAGUUCCGGGACUAUUGGGACAAGAAGAUCGAGGCCUUACGCAAGACGCAGAAAUUCGAAGACCACCUAGAGUUCCAUUACUACACGACCAAAUCGGUGCCGGGAUUCCUCACGUCGUGCAUCCUACCGCUCUCAGUGCUAUCCGCCUCGUCGUUGGACCUGUCGAUACCCUCGUCGUCCUCGGCGGGAUGCGUCUCGCUCGAGCCUCCGGGGUCGAAACUCCACCUGAUCGAGGCGCUCUCGGACCUGGAGCUGUCGCUGCUCAUCUCGGCGGCGCGCCUCGACAUCAUCGCGCACACGGACACGGUCAACUUCGCCAUGGCGUACGACGAAUACAGCUCGCAGAUGGGCAAGCAGCGGGUGCAGUCGACCGCGUCGGGCAUGCUGGCGCUCGGGGCGGGCGCGCGGACCUGGGGCCGGGCGGUGGCGGCGGUGGCGUGGGAGCGUCUGGUGCUACUCGGCCUGCUGCUCCCGGCCGGCGUGGGCGGGAGGAGCAGCGCGGUGCACGGCGGGCUGGAGGGCAAGAUGUGGAAGCUCGAGGUCGCGCUAGAGGAGAUCCCGGCGGCCCGCGAGCUGCCGGGAUUUCUCGCGCGGUGGUGCAGCCAGAUCUGACCGGCUUGGUGGGGGGACAAGUCGGAUGCUAGGCCGUCGCCAGACGGGGUAUAACUAUGCCUAUAGUUAUUUGUCUAAUAUAGGUCCUGCCCUGCCUACCUGCAGUUGUAUAUGUAUAGAUAGAUGGAUAUAUAUAUAUAUAUAUAUAU
Messenger RNA from Durotheca rogersii, 2890 nucleotides. Its product is annotated as origin recognition complex subunit 4 C-terminus-domain-containing protein. The transcript has 4 exons. The record is from RefSeq and is a predicted model, not a curated record. The coding region runs from base 201 to 2741 and encodes 846 amino acids. Gene Ontology annotation, biological process: DNA replication initiation; DNA replication. Lineage: Eukaryota; Fungi; Ascomycota; Sordariomycetes; Xylariales; Xylariaceae. Gene Ontology annotation, molecular function: ATP binding; ATP hydrolysis activity; DNA replication origin binding. Gene Ontology annotation, cellular component: nucleus; nuclear origin of replication recognition complex.